UCGACAGCUACAAAUACCCGUGACUAGCUGAGCUGGCCGUUCCGCCGCGUCUUGGCGGAGGCAUGCUCGAGGACUACACCGACUGCUCAAUACCUGGGGCGACGUGUUCCCCCACCUGUUUGGCAGUAUUCAACGACGCACUCGGAGUCAACUCGUCCAACGCGUCCGACUGGCGACGAUCGUGCGACUCCCACCACACCAUCACGUGGCGUUGUUGCGGCCAGCAGCGCUUGGACAUUGCGCUGCCGCUGACACUGUGGGCCAUCUUUUUUGUGUUGGCGGGGGUGUUUUCAUGGUACACAAGUCUCCGCCGCGAGCUCCUCACCAGCGUCGACGACCUGCACGACAUCCCCACCCAAGCGUUGGGGGUGGUGGUAGCCAGGCAAAAGAAGCAAGUACUGGGCCGCACGGUCAACGAUCCACGUCGGAGUCUUAUCCUGCUGUCCAUGGUCAUCGAGCUCGGCAACUUUAGUUUCCUGCCGUUGAACUUGGUCUUCGAUGUGCCAAAUGCGUCGCAUCUCCAACUCACGGGUUUGUACUUGGUUUUGCAGUUGGGCAAACUGGGGGGGUUUACCACAUUGCUGCUAUUGGACCUGUACGGCCACCACGCAUUCAAAGGCGCGAUGAAGAAGGUGUUUCGUCCGCUGCUGUACGACACAUUCUUUACAACGUACGUAUACGUGUUACUGGACUUUGGGGCAUGUGCAAACGGCAUGGAGUCCUUGCCAUGGCUCGAUUGUUCUCGCGAAGAUCGGUUCUGGUUGACUUAUAGCGUCGCGGUGGUGGCGUUCACGACCGUGUUGUGGCGCACAUUGCUGUACAAAAAGCACUUGAGCGACCAAGUGUACGCGGUGCAAUUCCGGUUCCAACAGUCGUACUAUUCGCUCAUGACGUAUUGCCGCACAGGUGCAACGAAAGUCCUUGAAAUGGGUCAAACCUGGCUGAAAUCUCGUAAGUUGCCACUGAUUCUUACUACUCUGUUGUAGCGUGCUGCUUGAUGUUUAUCACCGUGCAAAAGCUAUACUUGUACUUCGACGGAUACAACAUCAUGUUGACCGCAAGCGUGGCCAACUUUGGGUUGUUUUCGCUGUUGCUUUGGUAUAACUAUUCGCAUCAACCGUGCCUCGGCGUGGGCAUGCUUCCCAACAACUUGCGGUCGUUGUCGUUUGCUACUUCUUGCUAUUUCUCGAUCCACCUCUUGGUGCUGUCGAUUCACCACAAACUUCACGCCCCCAUGCAACUACACCACGACGACGACGUGACGACCAUCGUCAACUACGUAUUCAUUGGAGUCUACCCCUGCUUUGGGUGUGCGGUGUGGCACGUCAACAAGCUCCGCGCGCAGUUGUUUCAAAUCCCCAACUUGUCCAUCGAAGCCUCGCUUAUGCAUGCUCGGGACCGCGUGCGCGCCGUGGGGGCCGUCGCCAUGACAUUGGAGGACCAGACGGAAUGGACGGUGGACUACAAACUGCACCUGGUCAAUUUGCUCAAGGCGAAUCUGUCUUUGACGGCAGGCGAAGGCGGCAUGGUCGCCGCGUACACGAGCCGAUCCAUUUGGCUGUUGUGGGCGAAAAACUUUACGCUCGCAAAUGUGACGACCGAAGGGGAUGAUGCUUCGUUUAGCUUCCCCUUUGGUCUGUUCGAGUCGACACCGGCCUCCUCUAUUACGGGGCCGACGUCAAUGGGCAUCAAAGCCAACCGAGCCAACCGAGCUAACAGCGCCAUCCCCGCCACGAUACUAGAGCACAUUCAAACGAUCAAAAGUGGCUGCGGACCGACCCUUGCCGCCCUCGUGAACAGCACCAUGCACCCCCUGAGCCCCCACGACGACCACAAAUUGUGCAGCGUGGAUCCGGAUCUGGUGGCGGCGUGCCGAAAAGCCAUUGUGGUCAUGUCCGACGUGGUGCGGUGCCCGUACCCCAAGGCCAGACAAGUCGUGUGCCGGACCAUCCACCACAUGUACACGAAUCGAGCGGUGCAGUUCACUCCACCCACAAUGGUGUACGUCCUGUGUACGCUCUUGGCGUGUGAUGAUCGCAUGUUGGCAUUAUCGGCAGCGACGACCCUAGCCAGUCAUUUCAAAACCCACAUGGUCCGCGCGUAUGCCACCGCUGCGACGGACGUAGCAGACGAGUUCAACUUGCUCCACUUGUCGCAGUUUGUGCGCAUGCAUGCCAAGGACACCGCGCUAGUCGACGCCCUUCUCCGCAUCAUCCUCGAUGCUAUCUCAUGGAUUGAAUCGGCCCCGGAGAACCCCGCGUCGUACAUUGGCGAUGGGUUUGUGUCGAAUCUGUGGCGUGUGCAAUCGUUGGCUGACGUGCAGCCGUCGACGGUGUUUCUCGUCGACAACAUUUUACUCAACGUGCAUUUUUGCUGCGAGAAUUUCCUGGUGCAUCUCCGUCGCAGUUUUAGUCACCAGCCCACCAAACAAAAGCUCUCGCAUCAACGGCCCAGCAUCCUACCGGAAACCACUACCACCGUGGGGGUGAUGCCGCCUUCAUUGUCGUUUAUCCGCGUGUCAAAGAUGUCAUCGUUGAUCUCCCAAACCAGCGUCCAGCCCGCCGACAACUCGUUCACGCGGUCGCGCACCAAGUUUUCCCUCGAUAUGGCUACCAAGUUUCUCGUCGAAACACACACGUCCAACUUGAUUCGACCGGUGCAGUACCAAAUCAUGAAGAAACGCCACGAUCUAAAGAAGUCCCUCCAGAUCAACAUAGCGACGGUCGUGCAAGAUGGCUUUCCCCAGCAAAAGGCCAUCGUCGAGCUGAGCGACCACAGCAAGCGCGCCAUGCGUCAAGUUAUGCGCAUCGUCACACGGUUCCCUAUCUUUGAUGUGUGGCUACGGACGCUGCAGGAGGGCGACCCGCUCGAGUAUUUAUUGGAGCUCAUCGAGUUCAUGCGGACCCAUCCAUUGGAAGUGCGCCAAUUUUCAGAGGGCCCGUCCGUCAUGGAAAGCAUCCGGUCCACGUUUAGUAUCAAGCGAUCCGCGCGAGAAUCCGUGCGGGCACCGCCCAGAUAACAGCAACAAAAAACAGCUAACGUUACCUCCACCAGUGGUGUUUAUUUCCCUCGUGUAUUAUUCCCAGAUUACGUAGGAAAUAUGUUAUUUAUUUCAAUGCAAAAGAGGCCGCUACGUCUUGGUCAAAUUGGUGUUGUUGGGGUUGCCGCUGAUUCGGCGUUCCACUCUGUGGGGCCCCCCUACUCCUCCGCGGUCGGAGCUGAUUGACCGCGAGCUAGAACUCGGUUGCAUUUGUUGCGAGGACAUGGCUUGCGCCGAGCUUUCCUGAAUUUCCCGCACCGCAGCAAUUGUCGUGUUUUGAUACAGUUCAUACGGGUCCGUCCGGCCAUACAAGUACGGCUCCAACAGAUACCUAGGGCAAGUUGACGUUGGCGAGAAAUGUUGUACGCAACGAAUCGUACCUCAACACAAACCCCACGACGUUGCUCCAGGCAUCGCCCACCAGGGGCGACGCGUCGUCCCCCAACCAAUACAUGAUCACCUCGAUGCAUGUCAUGGUGUACGCCGCGAAAUGGUGCGGUCGGACUCGAGCGUAUGUCCGAUGCUUGUGGCCGAGGAACCGGCACCGGUUCUGCAUGUUGGUCACGUCGGCGGGAUCGUCCGCGCGCAUGCUCAGGAUGAACGAUAGGGCCUUGAUGAGCACUUCGCCGCGCUCCUUCACGUUCACAAACACCUGGCUGAACGUAGCGUCUCGCUCGAUAAGCCGGUAAAAGAACUCGUCGUAGAAAAGGAUGAUGCCUGGCUUGCCAUACUGCUUCAUCUUGUCCGUGCUCGCGGAUUGCACGACUUCCCAUGUCUUCAAGCACAACUGCAGCCGCGGUUUCGUGAUGAGGGGCAGGAGGGGAAAUUGCGGCGGCAUGUAGUGCUGGACCUCAAAGCCAUCGGCGAUCCCAAACGAGUACUCGGCCAAAUCGUCCAAGUACAGGUCGACUUCAUUUUUGGCAACCAGUCGAAUGAGGUGGCUGUUCUGCUUUCGACUGUUCGAGUUGCCCAUGGCGGUAGGUGUGGCGCAGGUUGUGG
This is a messenger RNA of Aphanomyces astaci, 4039 nucleotides long. RefSeq lists its product as hypothetical. The record is from RefSeq and is a predicted model, not a curated record. The transcript has 4 exons. Bases 998 to 3019 code for a protein of 673 amino acids. Lineage: Eukaryota; Oomycota; Saprolegniomycetes; Saprolegniales; Verrucalvaceae.